GUCGCCGCGGCCCCCGCCUCCGCCUCCUCACUAACGCUAAAGCUGGGACUAGACUGAGCGGAGUUGCGCUUGUUGCCGAAGAGGUGGGUGAUGGGCCGGGGGCCGAGAGGUCCGUUCCGCGGAGCCGCAGCCAGAACCGGGGCCAGGAAUCACCUACAGGAAAGUCUGGUGAUAGUUCGGUGAUAGUAAUUAAGGAGGAAAGCGUGCACGGUUCUUUGGCAUGGGUGAAUGUUCAGCAGGAAGAUUAGACUUGACUGAACAGACUCCUGUCUUAUUAGGGAGUAAAGCCAUGGCAGCUAGUCUCAUGGAUGUAGGAGACUCAUUUGGUGACCCAGUUAGUCCGUUAGCUAAUAGAUCUAGAAACUCAUUGGUGGAAGGUGAUAAUGGUGAUGAUGAUGAUGUUGUGUUUAUUGAAUCUAUACAACCUCCUUCAAGUUGUGCUCCAGUAAUAGCUGAUCAAAGACAUUUUGUAUUUCCUGCAUCAAGAAAUAAAAAGCUUCAAGGACAUUAUUCUGUAAUUCUUCCUUCCUCAAGAUAUUUGGCUUCUCAGAAGGGAAAUAUAAGUGAGACAAUUGUUAUUGAUGAUGAAGAGGACAUGGAAACAAAUGGAAGGGAAAAGACAGUUUCUUCCAGUUUUAUUGAAUGGGAAUUUCCUGGAACUAAAAACAGAACCAAAGAUUUGGAUUUCUCCACUUCCAGUCUUUCAAGAAGUAAGACCAAGACUGCAGUAGGACCUUUUAAUCCUGGUAGAAUGAAUGUGGCAGGAGGUGAAUUUCAGAAUGGAGGAUUUACAACUCAUCAUAGUCCUGAUUCUUGGAUCUCCCAGUCAGCAUCCUUUCCCCGUAAUCAGAAACAGCCAGGGGUGGAUUCUUUAUCACCAGUGGCCUCGCUUCCUAAACAGAUUUUCCAGUCUUCUGCCCAACAGCAACCCACUAAAGCAGCUAAAAUCACUUGUGCAAACUGCAAAAAACCUUUACAGAAGGGACAGACAGCUUAUCAGCGAAAAGGAUCAGCUCACCUCUUCUGUUCUACCACCUGCCUUUCUUCCUUCUCUCAUAAGCGUACUCCAAAGAAACGCAAUGUGACAUGUAAAAAAGAUGCACCUACCAAAAAAGCUACUGUUGUUCCUCAAGGGGAGUCAAGUGAACCCUUCCCAAAAUGUUGUAGUACAUCUUGUUUGUCUCCCUAUGAAGACAGCCAGAAUCUUCGAAAAAGAGUUCUGAACAAAUCAAGAUGUACAAUCUGUAAUAAACUAACGGAGAUUCGGCAUGAAGUCAGCGUUAACAAUGUAACACACAAGCUGUGCAGUAACCAGUGCUUUAACAAGUACAGGCUGGCCAAUGGUCUAGUGAUGAAUUGCUGUGAGCAGUGUGGCGAGUACCUGCCCGGCAAAGGAGCUGGGAACAAUGUCCUGGUCGUUGAAGGUCAACAGAUGCGAUUUUGCUGCCAAAAUUGUGCUAAUGAGUAUAAACAGAUGAUGGAAACAAACUUAAAAAAAGUAUUAGCAUCAGAAAACAGAAAAAGGAAUGCUGUUGGAGAAGAAAAUGAAAGAGAAUUAUAUGGCUCAUUGACCAUACUUCCAGAAAAAAUAGAAGAAAUACCAGAAAAAAAGGAAAAGACUUCAGAACUACAGGUUUCAGCAGAAUGUAGCCUAGACACGUCAGUGGUCCAACAGAACAUGAAUUUACCUCCUUCCAUGUCAGACAUAGCUGAUAAACUUCAAGAGCAACUGGGAGAGAAACCAUCAGAAGACUCCGUUAUUCCAGCUGUGCUUUCUGCAGAUCCAGGUACAUGGCCCCGAAUUUUGAGUAUUAAACAGAGGGACACUCUAGUUGAAAAUGACCCAGCUCAAGUAAGAAAUUUUAACUUCCCAAAAGACAGUACAGGGAGGAAGUUUUCAGAAACUUACUAUACAAGAAUUCUUGCAAAUGGUGAGAAAACCACUAGAUCCUGGUUACUUUAUUCAACCUCAAAAGAUUCUGUCUUUUGUCUGUAUUGCAAACUCUUUGGGGAGGGAAAAAAUCAACUGAAGAAUGAGAAUGGGUGCAGAGAUUGGCAGCAUUUAUCACAUAUUCUUAGCAAACAUGAGGAGAGUGAAAUGCACAUCAACAAUAGCGUUAAAUAUUCAAAAUUAAAAUCUGAUUUGAAAACAAGUAAAAUUGUUGAAGCUUCAGAACACAGAUUACAGGAGAGUGAGGGGAAGGAUGGUGUGAAGCUGUUGUACACCUUAGACCUGAUCUGACAUGACAUGAAGAGGUUGAAUACUUAUUCAGAGCUGUAGCCUGAUAGUCGGUCCUUUGUGCUGAGGCUCCCAGAUAGUGUUUCCUCUGCUCAUUAGUAAUAAGUAUCAUAGCAAGUUAACUCGUAAAGAUGGUUUUUGCUCCAAGUUCUCAUGAUUAAUGCCCAUUCCAGUGAAGGCAGUUGUUGAUCUUUUCAGUCUUUCAAUUCACAUCUUUUAAAAUGGGCAUUUCAGGACUGACUUUUGACCGAUGUAAUUAAUAUUUUGUUCUGAUUAUCUUGGAAGAGGGAGAAAAAGGCUUGAAUUUAUCAAUAACAGUUGAACAGGAUACAUACGUGAACAAGUAUUGUUAUUUAGAAAUAGAAUGGGAUCUGAAACUGCAGCUUUUUGCUAAUAAACCAAAUACUUAUGGUUUAUUUCAUUUGGGCAAAAUGUUAUUAUUUGAACAA
Molecule: messenger RNA, 2688 nt
Organism: Budorcas taxicolor (takin)
Lineage: Eukaryota; Metazoa; Chordata; Mammalia; Artiodactyla; Bovidae
Gene: ZMYM5
Product: zinc finger MYM-type containing 5
Exons: 8
Coding region: 221-2242 (673 amino acids)
Molecular function (GO): zinc ion binding
Source: RefSeq, a predicted model, not a curated record